AUGGCCGCUGCCGCAGUUGUUCAUAAUCUUCAUCGUCAAGCUGUUCGAAGAGAGCGUGUCUUCAGAGACCGUGAAAAUCCUUUAGAUUAUUUUAAUGACGAUCAGCUGAGGGAGCGUUUUAGGUUUAGAAGACAUUCUAUUUUAUUUAUCCUCCAGUUUAUUAUUAAUACAAUUCAACCUCCAACCAAUAGAAGUCACUCAAUACCGGCAUUAUUUCAGUUAUUGAUUACUUUGGGAUUUGUAGCCAUUGGUUUGUUUAUGUUUGUUGUCAGGGAUACAAUCCCCAGGAUAUCCAAAGCAACUGUGUCCAGAGUGAUAAGAAGAGUUACUGUGGAAAUAACACGUCUUGCAGGACAGUUCGUACAGUUUCCUAAUGGAAGGCGACUUGAAGAAGUAAAGAAGGGCUUUUUCCAACUUGCCGGAAUGCCCAAUGUAAUAGGUGCCAUCGACUGUACUCACGUACAUAUACUGGCACCAACUGGGGCUAGGGAGCCAGAUUUUGUGAACAGAAAGGGCAGACACAGCCUAAAUGUACAG
Lingula anatina is the source of this 537-nucleotide messenger RNA. RefSeq names its product putative nuclease HARBI1. Lineage: Eukaryota; Metazoa; Brachiopoda; Lingulata; Lingulida; Lingulidae. The record is from RefSeq and is a predicted model, not a curated record.